CCCAGGCCAGUACCCGGCCUCUGAGCUCGGCCUGCCCGUCGCUCCGCCCCCUGGGAGAGCCGGCGCCACCAUGGAGGAGUACCACCGCCCCUGCGAUGAGAUUGGCUUCAAUGCGGAUGAAGCCCACAAUAUUGUUAAAGAGUGUAUAGAUGGGGUCUUGGGAGGUGAAGAUUAUAAUCAGAAUAACAUCAACCAAUGGACCGCAAGCAUAGUGGAACAAUCCUUAACACAUCUGGUUAAGCUGGGAAAAGCUUAUAAAUAUAUUGUGACCUGUGCAGUGGUCCAGAGGAGUGCAUAUGGCUUUCACACAGCCAGCUCAUGUUUUUGGGACACCACAUCUGACGGCACCUGUACUGUAAGAUGGGAGAACCGAACCAUGAACUGUAUCGUCAAUGUCUUUGCCAUUGCUAUUGUCCUGUAACAGGCAAAAAAAUGUUUGGCCAAAGCCAUUAACUUAAGAAUUUGUCAGUGUAUCCUUUCUAAAAAGAGUAACAGUUACUUAUUCAUGUGCUAGAUGACAAGUGCAAUAUGCUUCAGAAGUAUCAACAAAACCCGAAUAGUGCAAGCAAGCAAUCUCAUAGGAAGCUGGCGGGUUAUUUCAUAGUCUACACAGCAUCGUUUAAAUAGGAAAACCUUAAUGUUAGCAAAAAAAACCCCAGAAAUAUGGCAUGCCGUGAAAAUACAAUCUUACAUUUACACCAGCUUUUCACUAACAGUAUGUACCUAAGGAGAUGGGGGAAAUCCAUUCAGAUAAUUAAAUUCUCUUUCAACUCAAAAAGAUCACAGGGAUAAAUACAUGAACAGAAAAGCUGCAAAGAUAAAUGUGGAGAAAGUGCUAAGCAUUAGUUAACACUUCUCAGUUUUUUAUUUCUUCUCCUCAGUUGCACAUGCAGAUUCAGUGGAAAGUAAUUCGGUUCUUUUGUUUUUUCCCUCUCAACAGAUAUUACAGUGGCAACAAUUAUUGUUUACUUUUUCUGAGAAUCGUUCAGUCGGUUUUUCAAAUUUCAAAUUCUUGGAUUUACAUUUGAGGGCAAAUUAAAUCUGGUAACCUGAAUUUCCUAGGUAAACAAAAUUAGUUACAGUAUAUGAUGAAAAGUAUAUGACUGUAACAGCUGCCUUACAGUUCAUUCCAUGUGGAACAAGCAUUUAUUGAAUGUCUGUUAUGAGCAAUUGCUCUGCUAAUUUUAGUUAUCAAUAUGCUAUUCAAAUUGUGAGUUUCUUCUGGUACCUGUUCGGUGGACAACUAACAUUUAUAUUUGGGAAAGACAGAAAAAAAAGAGUUGUUUUACAGGAGAGGAAAAAAGUGAAUCUGGUUAUCCAGGUAGAAGUAAGCAAAUGAAAAGCAUUUACUGCUGACAGAGAAUGGUAGAUAGAAGUUUAAGAAUUGCUCUUAGCACGCAAAAAAAAAUGCACAACAUAUGCAAUUCUUAGUUAAAGGCCUUAUUAGCAGUCUAAUAUACAAGUAGUUAAGUUUUGUCAUUGCUUUAGUUACAGUCAUCUGUAAAUAAUUUUAAAUACUUACUAUGCGGGGUUCAAAUUGAAACAAAGUGUAAAUUACAAGUAUACAAUCAUUAGCAGGUUAUUGACUAUCUCAGGGCUUAUGAAAUAUAGUUAAAUUCAUUAAGACAAUAAAAAAUUUAAAAAUUAGGGUACACAGCUGGCCACCAAAUGCGAAGUCAAUCUGCUAUUUAACCUUGAAAACAAAAUCAGUUUUGUCUAUCACCGCUAACACUAAUACACAGAGGGAGUGGAACCAAGCUUCAUUGAAUUCUGGAGGGAAAGAAAGGCUUAGUAUUGACAAUGUUAAGAUGGUAUUCUUGUAGGCCUAUUAUGUGCAUGUUUGAUAUUUUGCUGAGUAACCAUAAGUGUUCAGUGUUUAAGAAGAAGAUUAAGAAAAUACAAGCAUAGAGUUUAAUGCAGUGAUCUCUGUUUUGGGCACGUCAAAUUUUCAGGCAUUACCUGUAUGUUACUUUACGCUACUGGCUUUUGUGCCCUUAAAGAUGGUAAUAGUGACCAAAUUAUCUGUGCAGUUAAGACUCGCUUUUGAUUAUUGCUAUUGAAGUCUGAUUUUAAAAGAAUGAUAAUCAAAAUACCUCGUGAACUUGCUCUCUGCUCCGUUUCUAGUUAAAAUCUAAUAAAGAUUAUCUUUCUGCACUGCA
Phacochoerus africanus (Common warthog) is the source of this 2159-nucleotide messenger RNA. RefSeq names its product dynein light chain Tctex-type 3 (gene DYNLT3). The coding region runs from base 71 to 421 and encodes 116 amino acids. Gene Ontology annotation, biological process: microtubule-based movement. Gene Ontology annotation, cellular component: kinetochore; cytoplasmic dynein complex; cytoplasm. The transcript is spliced from 5 exons. Gene Ontology annotation, molecular function: dynein intermediate chain binding. The record is from RefSeq and is a predicted model, not a curated record. NCBI's taxonomy places the organism in Eukaryota, Metazoa, Chordata, Mammalia, Artiodactyla, Suidae.